Messenger RNA from Ochotona princeps (American pika), 855 nucleotides. It is a transcript of the gene NTMT2, whose product is annotated as N-terminal Xaa-Pro-Lys N-methyltransferase 2. The record is from RefSeq and is a predicted model, not a curated record. Gene Ontology annotation, molecular function: N-terminal protein N-methyltransferase activity. Gene Ontology annotation, biological process: N-terminal protein amino acid methylation. The coding region runs from base 1 to 852 and encodes 283 amino acids. Gene Ontology annotation, cellular component: cytoplasm. The transcript has 4 exons. Lineage: Eukaryota; Metazoa; Chordata; Mammalia; Lagomorpha; Ochotonidae.
AUGGCCCACCUGGGAGCCCAUUUUGCCUUCAGAUCCCGCUGGCAGAAGACCGACGAUGAACUCUGUCGACAUAGUAUGUCCUUUAUCCUUCACAGAGCCAUUCGCAAUGACUUCUUUCAGAGCUACCUCUACCUGCUGGAAAAGAUUCCCCUGGUGAAACUCUAUGCUUUAACAAGCCAAGUUAUCAAUGGUGAGAUGCAGUUCUAUGCCAGAGCCAAACAUUUCUACCAAGAAGUACCAGCUACGGAAGAGGGUAUGAUGGGAAAUUUCAUUGAACUAUCCAACCCAGAUAUCCAGGCCUCUCGGGAAUUUCUAAGGAAAUUUGUUGGGGGGCCCGGGAAAGCCGGAACAGGCUGCGCCUUGGACUGCGGCUCUGGGAUAGGACGGGUCAGCAAGCACGUCUUGUUGCCGGUUUUCAGCAGGGUGGAACUGGUGGACAUGAUGGAGUCUUUCCUCCUCGAGGCCCAGAGCUACCUUCAGGUCGAAGGUGACAAGGUUGAAAGCUACCACUGCUACAGCCUGCAGGAAUUUACGCCUCUCAGCGGCAGAUACGACGUGAUUUGGAUUCAGUGGGUCUCUGGGUACCUAACUGAUAAGGACCUUCUCGCAUUUUUUUCCCGGUGCCGAGAUGGCUUGAAAGAAAACGGCGUCAUCAUCCUGAAGGACAAUGUGGCACGACAGGGCUGUCUCUUCGAUCUCUCUGACAGCAGUGUCACUCGGGACAUGGACAUCCUCCGAAACCUCAUUAGGAAGAGCGGGCUGCUAGUGCUGGGCCAAGAAAAGCAGGAGGGCUUUCCGGAGCAGUGUAUCCCCGUGUGGAUGUUUGCAUUGCACAGCAAUGGACAAUCCUGACCA